GCGGGACCCCCCCGAGCCCCGGUACCCUCCGGUACCCUCCGGUGCCCCCCCGGUGCCCUCCCGGUGCCCCCGGAGCUCCGGCUGCUUCCACCCCCCCCAGCGGCCGCGCACGGGGCGGGCGCAGCGGCCGGGAGGCGGCUCCAAGCCGGCGGCGCGGUCGCCAUGGCCCUGCCCCGCACGCUGGGGGAGCUGCAGCUGUACCGGGUGCUGCAACGAGCCAACCUGCUGGGCUACUACGAGACCUUCAUCCAGCAAGGGGGGGACGACGUUCAGCAGCUCUGCGAGGCGGGCGAGGAGGAGUUCCUGGAGAUCAUGGCGCUGGUGGGCAUGGCCACCAAACCCCUGCACGUCCGCCGCCUCCAGAAGGCCCUGCGUGAGUGGGCCUCCAACCCGGGGCUCUUCAGCCAGCCCGUGUCGGCCGUGCCCGUCAGCAGCAUCCCCCUCUUCAAGCUGUCGGAGGCAGGCGGGCGCAAGGCGCUCAGCAACGGUCAUGCCAGCCCCGGUGAGGCUGUGGGCAAAGGGGGCAGCAGCUCCGGGACACCCCCAGCCCGGAGCCCCACAGAGCCGGGGGAGAAGCUGUCACCGUCAGCGGUGCCGCCGUGGCCGGGGAGGAGCACCCCCGAGUCGGAGGGCGGCGGGGAUGAGGAGCCGGGGGGUCCCCCCUUCUCCCCGGGUGGGAGCAGCGGUGAGCAGGUGAUGGGUACCGAGGCGCUGGAGCCGGAGCUGGUGCGGACGGUGGCGGAGAGCGUGGAGCGGCUGCUGCAGAACUACCCCCGCGGCGGCGAGGCCGAGCUGCGGGCGCUCAUGAAGCUCAACAAGAAGCUGGCCAAGGCUGUGGGACACAUCUUCCAGCUGGAGGAUGGCGACCGGCACAAGGAGGAGGAGAUCCGGAGGCACAGCGCGAUCUACGGCCGCGGCGAGGCCCGGCGCCGCGAGGGCAAGCAGCUCACCCUGCACGAGCUCAUCAUCAACGAGGCGGCCGCGCAGUUCUGCCUGCGGGAUAACUCACUGCUGCUGCGGCGCGUUGAGCUCUUCUCCCUCUCGCGCCAGGUAGCAAGGGAGAGCACCUACCUGUCCUCGCUCAAGGUGUCCAGGGCACAUCCCGAGGACAGCGCAGCCACCGCGGCCAAGCGGCUCAAGCAGGAGGCCGGAGAACAGAGCCGGCCCGAGCUGCUGCCGCUGCCGGUGGGGCCGGAGCCGCCCGGGGCCGUGUUCCGAGCGGGGCUGGAGGAGGACACCGGCAGCCUCUCGGGGGAGAGCCUCGACGGCCACUUGCAGGUGGCCGGUGCCUGUCCCCGCCUGACGCCGCCGCCCGGUACCGGCCCCGACGUGGCUCUGGGGCUGCCCCCGCACGGGCUCUGGAGCCGCCACAUCCUGCAGCAGACGCUGAUGGACGAGGGGCUGCGCUUGGCUCGCUUGGUGUCCCAUGAGCGUGUGGGGAGGCUCAGCCCCUGCCUGCCCGGGAAGCCCCCGGCCCCCGAGUUCGAGGACGGGCUGGCAGAACGGGGUCCUCCGGCCCCCCCUGAGCCCCCCCGCGGCACCAUCAAGGUGGAGCAGGAGAGCAGCCGGCAGUGAGGCCCCUGCAGCCCCCCCCCCACCAUUAACGAAGCAAUAACGUGCUGGGGGACUGGUACCGGCGGUGCUCCGGGUGCGGGGAGCCGGUGAGGGCCUGGCCACAGCCCCCCCCCCCCCGGGGACCCCAUCCUCUCCCGCACCGAUGCUCUGGUUACCUCAGCCGCGGCGGGAUGUGCCCCCCCCUCCCCGCCCCACA
This is a messenger RNA of Melopsittacus undulatus (budgerigar), 1771 nucleotides long. RefSeq names its product NGFI-A binding protein 2 (gene NAB2). Gene Ontology annotation, cellular component: nucleus. Lineage: Eukaryota; Metazoa; Chordata; Aves; Psittaciformes; Psittaculidae. The record is from RefSeq and is a predicted model, not a curated record. The coding region runs from base 163 to 1575 and encodes 470 amino acids. Gene Ontology annotation, molecular function: transcription coregulator activity; transcription factor binding. Gene Ontology annotation, biological process: negative regulation of DNA-templated transcription. The transcript is spliced from 7 exons.